Dioscorea cayenensis subsp. rotundata (Guinea yam) is the source of this 1005-nucleotide messenger RNA. RefSeq lists its product as uncharacterized. NCBI's taxonomy places the organism in Eukaryota, Viridiplantae, Streptophyta, Magnoliopsida, Dioscoreales, Dioscoreaceae. The transcript has 3 exons. Bases 162 to 509 code for a protein of 115 amino acids. The record is from RefSeq and is a predicted model, not a curated record.
GCAAGGAACUAUUUAGAACAGUUUUGGGCUGAUCCAUCUUGGAAGAUUGCUGGGAUCAUAAGUGCGGUGAGGACAAAUCAAGAAGUUGAUAUUAGCCGACUUAAAGCCUACAGAGCAAAACGCAUAGCAUUGAGAUCAUUGAUGGUGAUGAAGCAUCUCAGAUGGCCAAGUUGCAUGAUUACAGGUUGGAGCUAUUGAAGACCCAUUCUGGGUCCACCAUCAUUGUAACCCAAAAUGAUGAUGGUGUGUUUGAAGGCCUGUAUGUUUGUCUAGCUCCAUUGAGGGCAGGCUUCUUGGCAGGUUUCAGGCAGCUUAUUUCUUUAGAUGGAUGCUUUUUGAAGGCUAUGUAUGGCGGCCAACUGUUGUGUGUUGUUGGGCUAGAUGCAAAUGAUUGCAUCUAUCCCAUAUGUUGGGCAAUGGUAAAGAAGGAGAACAAGGAGAACUGGAAGUGGUUCCUUCAGGUAUUGGCUCAAGAUUUGUGUAUAAUUGACAACAAACAAUCCAUCUGAAUGUUUUAAAAGCCUCAUCCUAGUAGCUAGAAUAAAAGGAGUGAUCGCCAUGAAUGAGUUGAUAAUUAGGACACAACUGAUGAAAAGAAUUCAGAGAAGAAGGGAUGCCAUGCAAAAAGUACCUACAUUACAUUGCCCUAAAAUACUUAAGAAGCUUGACAAAUUCAAACACCAAAGUUGGUUUUAUACAACAACCUGGUCGGGAGGAGAUAAAUAUCAAGUUGUUGGUCUUGAAGGACAAUUUGUGGUUGACAAAAAACAAUGUAGCUGUAGUUGUAGAAGAUGGCAAUUGAGUGUUGUGCCAUGUAGCCAUGUCAUAUCUAUUAUAUACUAUAAUAAAGAGAAGCCUGAAAAAUACUUAGACAAAUGUUACCUGGUUAGUACCUACAUGGAGACAUAUAGGCACAUCCUAUUCCCUACACAUGAUAGGGAUACAUGGCCUAGGAGUGACCAACCACCUAUCAUCCCACCAGAACCAGUAAAUAAAAGAAGAGGC